AUGAAAAUUGAUAUGGAAUUCUUAAUACUGUUAUUAAAUAGUGGCCUAAUAUUACUUUUUGGUGCGGCAGAUAUAAUUUAUGACCCAGAUUUGGCACAUAUAGGCUAUAUAAAAAUAGCAUCUAAAAACCGUUUACCAACUCAUAUAUCUCCGGAAUGGUAUAAAAUCGAUUUACAUAUACAUGCUACGGAUAGAAAUCUUCCUUCUAGAGGCCGAUGUUCAAUCGACAUUAAAGUUCACAAUCGAACGAGAAACAUAACUCUUCACGCGGAUAUAUCAUAUUUACAGGAAUUAGAGUUUCAUGGAAUAACAACUUUAUUUAAACCAUAUGUGCGGACGUUAAAACCAAACUUCACUACAUACAGUGAUGAAUAUAAUACCUGGAUCUAUUACUUCGUUGAAGUAAUACAUCCUGGUUCAUACAGACUAGAUUUCACAUUUGAGUUGACUAAUGUAGACAAUGAAGGAAUUUUCAGAACAUCAUUUAUAAAUGAUAAAGGAAAUACAACAUGGUUAGCAGCAUUAGAUUUUCUGCCAAUUGGGGCCCGACGAGUGUUUCCUUGUUGGGAUGAACCAGGAUUUCCGGCGAUUUUUGAUAUUUAUAUAAAAUAUAAUUAUGUGGAUUACAUAAUUUUGUCGAAUAUGCCACUUCUAACUGAAAUUGAAUAUGUACUUGAUAUUAGCGAAACGGUGCGUUUUUAUUCGACUCCUGAAAUCCCAAUACAUCACAUCUCAGCAAUACUGUUAUCGCAUUUUACCACAACGAAAAUACCGUUGCUUGAAGAUAAUAUUGAUUUAAACAUCAGAUACAGACAGCAAUUAAAAAUGAAUUAUAUCUCAUUUGCAAAUAAUGUUAUUGAUCUAACCACAUCAUAUUUAAUAUCGCUACACGAUCUCGAGAAUACGACAGGUAUAACUAAUGUAAUAAUCCCAGGUUAUUACCGACACGAUGCCGUUUCAAAAUUAGGACUCAUUUAUUAUAGAGAAGCAGCUGUUAUAUUUGAUGAAAAAAAUGAUCCGAAAAUGCGUCAACUAGAAAUUGCCCUUUUAAUUGGACGUUCAAUAACAUAUCAAUUCUUUAGAAAUUGUAUCAGUAACUCUUGGUCUUACAUGUGGUUAAACCAUGGUCUUACAACAUUGCUCGCGUUGGAUGCAAUUGAUGAGAAUUUCCCAGAAUUCCAUAUAAAAGACUUGUUUGUCGUUCAAACUCUGCAAGAAUCUCUUCGUUUCGAUGAUGAUUUUAUUAUGAAACCUCUUAUAUCAGAUAUGAAAAGUCCUGAAACAGAACUUCUCUCUGCGUCUUAUUAUUUGAAAGCACCAUCUAUAUUGCGAAUGUUACAACAUAUGCUUUCAAGUUAUGUGUUUGAGAAAGGUAUCAAGAUAUAUUUAAGCCGAAAUCCCGUUCUAGAAGAGCCAAUUGAUUCUUUCUGGACUGCUAUGCAAAGUGUUUAUGAUGCUUCUGCAUUAAACCACCGUAUAUAUGAAUCAAGCGUAAAGCAGUUAAUGGAUGCUUGGACAAAGCAACAGCACUAUCCUAUAGUGGAAGUUACAUUCGAUUCUCAUGUGACAGUAUCUGCAGAAAAUAUGAAUUCUACUAAUGAGGAAAAGUGGUGGAUACCUUACACCACAGUUACGAAUAGAAAUGAUAAACCUGAUUUUUCCUUAUUAUUAAUACACUUUGAUUUGCGGUUCCUUUCAGUAGGAGACGACAUAUUCUUACCUGAUAAGGUUGAAACUAACUGGACUAUAAUUAAUGUACAACAAAUAGGAUAUUAUCGUGUCUUUUAUGAUGAAUCUAUUUUGAAUCUAAUCAGGGAAUACUUAUUUAUGCAUGAACAUAUAAAUAAAAUACAUGUUCUGAACCGUGCUCAAAUUAUCGAUGACGCAUUUUACUUUUUUAUGAAAAAUAAAAUUAGUUUGCGUGCAUUCUUGGAACUUACGGAAUAUCUUCGGAAAGAGAAAAAUUUUAUAGCAUGGUAUCCUAUGUUUAAAAGUCUUGAAUACAUGUCGACUUUCUUUCAUUAUCGGCAUAGUUCAUAUAUGAAGACAAGUAUGAUGAGAACAGUAAAUGAUCUUUUUGUUCUAAUAAAUGAUGAUUCGAGUUUCAGUUUAAAUUAUUUAAAAGAUAGUUUAAAAGAAGAGAUUUCAAGAUGGGCAUGUGUUCUUGGUUCUUCCGAAUGCAAGGCAGAAGCUAACUCUAAAUUAAAAACACAUUUAAAAGAAAAAAAUAUUAUUUUGCCUUGGUGGAAGAAAUGGACAUAUUGUAAUGGUUUAAUGAUAGCAGAUAAUAAUACAUGGUUUUCAGCGCUACUCCAUAUAGAUUAUACUGAAAGAUCUAAUUAUAAAAUAUUUGAAUACCUAACUUGCUCCGAAAAUUUUCUUUUUAUUCGUCAUUAUAUAGAUUUCAUAGAAUCAAAAAUGACUGUGACUGUAGCGUUAAUAGAUAUUAUUAAUCACGUGUAUACCGAGGAACAAUUGAAUAAGAUUACUGAAUUUAUACAGACAUUAAACAUUCUAAAAUAUACGACUGACAAUUCUAUAUUUAAGCAUCCGCUUAUGGAUUAUAAACUAUACGAAAAGAUAAGGGCAUGUGUGUCAAUACCUGAAUUACCACAACUAUUAAUUUUUAUGAAAGUUAAUUAUUUCAUUAAACGCCUAACAUUACGCCGAUCUCAAAUAAUUCAACAAGAAGAACGUUUACAGUUUACUUAA
Molecule: messenger RNA, 2712 nt
Organism: Cyphomyrmex costatus
Lineage: Eukaryota; Metazoa; Arthropoda; Insecta; Hymenoptera; Formicidae
Product: aminopeptidase Q
Exons: 13
Coding region: 1-2712 (903 amino acids)
Biological process (GO): peptide catabolic process; proteolysis
Cellular component (GO): cytoplasm; membrane
Molecular function (GO): zinc ion binding; peptide binding; metalloaminopeptidase activity
Source: RefSeq, a predicted model, not a curated record